Strongyloides ratti is the source of this 492-nucleotide messenger RNA. Its product is annotated as Protein lethal(2)essential for life. The record is from RefSeq and is a predicted model, not a curated record. Gene Ontology annotation, molecular function: protein folding chaperone. Bases 1 to 492 code for a protein of 163 amino acids. The transcript is spliced from 2 exons. NCBI's taxonomy places the organism in Eukaryota, Metazoa, Nematoda, Chromadorea, Rhabditida, Strongyloididae. Gene Ontology annotation, biological process: IRE1-mediated unfolded protein response; response to heat; protein refolding.
AUGUCUGAUAAUUGGGUUUCUCAAUUUUUCAAUAGCUCAUCUGUUUUUCCAUCUGAAAGAGAUGUCUUUUCACCAUUUAGUGGGGUAAGAAGAAUAUUUGAUGAAUUUGAGCGAGUAUUCAGUUAUCCAAACUACACAAGGAAUGUUCAAACAUGUGAUUUCUACAAAUUUGGUGAAGGUUCUUGUGAGGAAAUGACAAAUAAAGAUGGUGAAUUUUCUAUUAAAAUGGAUGUCUCACACUUUGCUCCAAAUGAAUUAAAAGUUGACAUUGUUGAUAGAUGUUUAGUUGUUGAGGGAAAACAUGAUGAAAGAAAUGACAAUUGUGGAAGUAUUAAAAGAAUGUUCGUGAGAAAAUAUCUUCUUCCAAGUGGAGUUAAAGAGGAUGAUGUUACAAGUGAAUUAACUAGGGAUGGGUUCUUAACAAUUAAAGCUAAAAAUCAAGAAUAUAUUGAAAAUAACAAAGUAAGAAAUGUUCCCAUUACAUAUAAUUAA